This is a messenger RNA of Cloeon dipterum, 2059 nucleotides long. It is a transcript of the gene abo, whose product is annotated as de-etiolated protein 1 abo. The coding region runs from base 194 to 1933 and encodes 579 amino acids. The record is from RefSeq and is a predicted model, not a curated record. Gene Ontology annotation, molecular function: ubiquitin-like ligase-substrate adaptor activity; ubiquitin protein ligase binding. Gene Ontology annotation, cellular component: nucleus; cullin-RING ubiquitin ligase complex. The transcript has 5 exons. Gene Ontology annotation, biological process: positive regulation of proteasomal ubiquitin-dependent protein catabolic process; protein ubiquitination. NCBI's taxonomy places the organism in Eukaryota, Metazoa, Arthropoda, Insecta, Ephemeroptera, Baetidae.
UCGGCUGGUCGUUCGCUUGCUGCCUGUGCCUGUGGCUGUCGGCCGUCGACUGUAGGAUAUUAGGCGUCUCUAAUAUCCUUAGUCGACUGCUUGAUAGGAAGAAAAUUUGACGUUAGUGAUGUUUAUGAUGUGAAGAAUGUGAGCACUAUAAAUAUAAUAUACUUGAUUGGCUGCAUGAAAAGGUUAAAGCACCAUGGCGAGUUCCAGUGUCAACAAUGCCGAGGAGCCUAUGCUACUUGAUGAUGACAUCGUCUCUAACGAUCCUAUUCCAGUGCGAAAAAUCCCUCCGCUAAACUUGGUGAUUAGACUCAGGCACCGCGAGAUCCACGGGCGCAGCAUGAAGUCGCCCAAAAGUCCUCAGAAUCUCACCCGGGACUUUUAUCAAAGCGUGUUCCCGAACUUGACGCUCGCUAAUGUCGAUACGCCGCCGGUUUUCCUCAGAAAGUUCAACCCGAUUGGAAGCCACCUGCUCGCAUUUUCCUCGGACCAAACAAGUAUUGAGAUCUACAAGUACCUUGGACCGUCAGCUGCUGGUUCAGCGUUACACAAGUUUAAUGGAGAUUGCGUGGACUUUGCGGAAUUCAAUCGGAACCAGAACAGGAUCAACAUUUUCGAAUUGUUCUUCAAGCGAAAAUGGAUGGUGAAUUUGGCUCAAAGUGGCGAACAGCUGAAUCGAGAGUGCAGCCUCUUCACGGACGACUCCAAAUACGUGAUUGUUUGCUCAUCUGCGUUUGUGGAUGGCAACAGUGGCGACCAGCAGCAGAGCAGUUUCUUCAACGUCUACUCAAAUAAUGAAGCUGUUACACCACACAACAGUUUUCGACUGGAAGACUACACAAUCUUCCUUGUGGACAUUGAAAACGGCCGAUUAUGUGAUACAAUUAGCUUCAAGACUGACAAAAUCUACCUAUCUCACAACCAAGGCAUUUAUCUACUCAAUGAUACCUUAGCCGUUCUCUCAGUGCAGCACCAGUCUAUUUAUUUGCUCAAACUGUUAAAUGGAAAGUUCCUUCCUGUACAGAAAAUAGGCCGGUUUUGUUUCCCUGGUGACGAAGAGCAGCUUCUCUCCAUUGUGCCCUCUGCUGUGCCACCCUACCGAGAAGCCACCAUCAACUCCCUCAAACACAGGUUGCUCGCCUUCUUAUACCACAAGGCCAAGGACGCAUCACAACAGAUGGGCACUCUGUAUGAGCUGAGAAAGUUUUACCAAUAUUUCGAUCACAUACGCUCGCUGAAACUUUGGAAGAUGCAGCUGCUUGACGAGGAUCACUUGCUGAUGAAGUACGCGGACGAAGAUGUCGUGACAAUGAAGACUCUUGAACCAAACAGUGCCACGUCUUUUUUUGUGGUCUACAACAUUUCCAAAGCCACUGUACUUGCUGUGUAUGAAAAUAGUGCUGAAGAAAUGCUUGCCUUGUUGGAGAACUUCUGUGAUUAUUUUAGAAAUACUAAAAUGCACAAGAACUUUGCUUGCUCGCCAUCAAAUAGUAUCCAUGCCAGGCAUAUAAUGCAACGAUUGAAACAAACUAUUGUGAGUGCGAGGUUCGGAGGCCCAACUGAAGCUAUCAGGAGACUGCUCUGCCAGCUGCCCGUCAGCGCCCAGUCUUUUACGAGCUCACCCUACUUGGAUAAUUCCCUUUUUAGCUACGAUGAGAAGCGAGUGUCCAUGAUGGAAAGACCGAAGUGCUGUGGCGAAUACCCAAUAAGGUUUUAUGGAAGAGAUUGUGGGCUUCUCAAAUUCAGGAUGCAUGCAGGGAUAAUGAACGCAAACAUGGGAGCUCCCAGAAUUUCAAGAAGACUUGUAGCUUUCAUUUUCCACCCUACAGACCCAUUUGCUAUCAGUGUUCAAAGAUCAAAUAAUGCAGAAUAUAUUGUCAGUUUUCAUGUCCGACACAACUUUAGUCAUGUAAUGUCUGAAUGGGAUGAUUACUAACUGUUUGAACGAUCAGUCUCUGUAUUACAUAAUAAUUAAAGUAUCAUGAAAUGAUAAUUUAUGAAUUAAAAUUUGUUGAACAAAUAUUUAGCUGGGAAGACUUGAAUAAAAUUUAAGUUUCCCAUA